UAUGAUUUGCUAUGUUCAAUUAUAUCUAAUGGUUAUGAUAAUUCGAAUCAAUGGGUUAGUCAAAAAAGCCUCUGCCAAUACUCUACCAAGUGGAACAAGAGAUGAAAUAUUAACAAUGAUUCAAGAUUGGAUACAAAGAAAUAAAGUUCCUCAGGGUGAAAGAGUCUAUCAUCUCAAUAUGGACACACAUGGAAAUGGUGCUUUUGAUACUAAAGGUACAUCCAAUGGUGGUAAAGAAUCAGUUUGGUCAAACAGAGUAAAACUGAAAGACGACAAAGCCAACUCUCCCAAUCGCAGUAAACGCAAAUGGAUCAAAUUUAAACAACCAAAGCGUUUUCCUGGUUACAGAUAUUACGGAUCAUUCAAUCGUAUUACACCAGAAUUAUUGGAUCCAUUUCUCAUCAACCAUGAUAAUCAGUUGCAAUGGAGUGAUCUAAUUGGAAAUAAUAACAACCUUUUUGCCAAUGGAUUGCCUUAUUUACCAUCGGCUGAUCAACCCAUUGGACAUCAACUUUUUCAUGGCAAACUUUUCGAUGACUACCGUAGUCUACUUGGGCAAAACUAUCACCUAACCAAAGGACAUCAUGAACCUCAUCACCCAGACAAACAGGAGCAUAAACACGAUCAUAACCAUAACCAUAAUCACGAACACAAACAUCAUUAUCACGUAACCAAAACAAAAACGAAGCAUAUUCACCAUGUAACCGUUCCAAUUCCUUAUCCAGUUCACAUCAAAGUUCAAAAGCAUCACAAACAUCACCAUCAUGAUCACAAAAGCAAUCAAAAGGACAUCAAACCUUGGUUAUUAAUUGCUGCUAUUGGGUUACCACUUUUACUGGGCGCCUUGUUGCUUCCUUUGGCUCUUUUGUUUCUAACAACACUUGUCACACUAUUCGCAGCCUUAGCCGGUGGCGGCGGUGCAGGUGGAAUAUUUGGAAACGGUGGUUUCGGUGGAGCCACUCUUAUACCCAUUACCACGACGACUACAGGAGGUAGACACAGACGGUCAACGGAACUCAAAAUUUACGAUAGCCAAUCAUUGGAUGCUUUAUACAUUCUCAUUAUGGAGGGUAUCUAUUCAAUGGCAUCAAACCUUCAAAAUGAUCAUUACCCAGCCUAAUCACUAAUGUACAUCUCAACCAGCAAUUUAUUUAUCCACUUAUUUAUUUAUUUAUUUGUGUAUUAACCCCUAAAUUAUUGGAUGUCAUUACAUGAAAUGUUUC
This is a messenger RNA of Tetranychus urticae (two-spotted spider mite), 1223 nucleotides long. RefSeq lists its product as uncharacterized. The record is from RefSeq and is a predicted model, not a curated record. NCBI's taxonomy places the organism in Eukaryota, Metazoa, Arthropoda, Arachnida, Trombidiformes, Tetranychidae.